Messenger RNA from Sceloporus undulatus (fence lizard), 2245 nucleotides. RefSeq names its product solute carrier family 18 member A3 (gene SLC18A3). Gene Ontology annotation, molecular function: acetylcholine transmembrane transporter activity. The transcript has 2 exons. The record is from RefSeq and is a predicted model, not a curated record. Gene Ontology annotation, biological process: transmembrane transport; chemical synaptic transmission. Lineage: Eukaryota; Metazoa; Chordata; Lepidosauria; Squamata; Phrynosomatidae. The annotation marks the transcript as partial. Gene Ontology annotation, cellular component: terminal bouton; AP-1 adaptor complex; AP-2 adaptor complex.
CCUCCUCCUCCUCCUCCUCCUCCUCCUCCUUCUUCGGGGGGCCCUCGGGGGGCUGUGGCCAAGCUCUCUGCCGCCGUCGGGGAGCGCAGGGAGGCUCUGCGGGAGGCUCUGCGGGAGUCUCACCGCCAGCGUCGCCUCCUGCUGGUCAUCGUCUGCGUGGCCCUGCUGCUGGACAACAUGCUCUACAUGGUCAUCGUGCCCAUCAUCCCGGACUACAUCGCCGCCCUUGACGCCCGGGAGGUGGAGGCGGAGGCAGAGGAAGCGCGCCCCUCUCUGGGGUCUUUGGAGUCCUUGUCCUGGGUGGUCAAUGGGAGUGGGUCCCUGACCCCUAACGCCACCUCCAGGCCCCCACCGGGGAUGCUGCGCCCUCCGUACCCGGCGUCAGGCAAUGAGGACCUGAAGAUCGGGGUGCUCUUCGCCUCGAAGGCGCUGCUGCAGCUGGCAGUGAACCCUCUGAGCGGUCCCUUCAUCGACCGGGUGGGCUAUGUGCUGCCCCUCCUGAUCGGGCUGGCCGUCAUGUUCCUCUCGACGUUGACCUUUGCCUUGGCUGAGAACUACGGCACCCUCUUCGCCGCCCGGAGCCUCCAGGGUUUGGGCUCAGCCUUCGCGGACACGUCGGGCAUCGCCCUGAUCGCGGACAAGUUCCCCGAGGAAUCGGAGCGGAACCGGGCGCUGGGUCUGGCCCUGGCUUUCAUCUCCUUCGGCAGCCUAGUGGCGCCCCCUUUCGGCGGGGUACUCUACCAGCUGGCCGGCAAGCAGACCCCGUUCCUAGUGCUGGCCGCCGUCUGCCUCCUGGAUGGCCUCCUCCUCCUCUUGGCCGUCAAGCCAUUCGGAGACCGGGCCCGAGAGAACCUCCCUGUCGGGACCCCCAUCUAUCGACUGAUGGUGGACCCUUACAUCAUUGUCGUGGCCGGGGCCCUCACCACCUGCAACAUCCCGCUGGCCUUCCUGGAGCCCACCAUCGCCACCUGGAUGAUGAAGACCAUGCACGCCAGUGAGUGGCAGAUGGGACUCACGUGGCUUCCCGCCUUCUUUCCUCACAUCCUGGGUGUCUACCUCACCAUCAAACUGGCCGACAGGUAUCCUCACCUGCAGUGGUUCUACGGGGCCCUGGGUAUGGUCUUCAUCGGGGCCAGCUCCUGCUUGGUCCCAGCUUGUCACACCUUUGGGCAGCUCAUGGUCCCUCUCUGUGGCAUCUGCUUCGGCAUCGCCCUGGUUGACACUGCCCUCCUGCCCACCUUGGCUUUCCUGGUCGAUGUCCGCUACGUCUCAGUGUAUGGCAGCGUCUAUGCCAUCGCUGACAUCUCCUACUCGGUGGCUUAUGCCCUGGGCCCCAUCGUGGCAGGGGAGAUUGUCCACUCUUUCGGCUUCGUCCAGCUCAACCUGGGCAUGGGCCUGGCCAACGUCCUCUACGCCCCGCUCCUCUUGACCCUCAAGAACAUCUGCCAGGUCAAGCCCUCCAGGUCGGAGAGGGAUGUCCUCCUCCUGGACGAAGGGCCCAAGGGACUCUAUGACACCAUCAAGAUGGAAGAACGUCGAGGCGGCAAGAGCAAGAAAGCCCUCCAGGCAGCUGAAGGGAACAACACUCUAGACUCUAGAGACUUCCGAGGAGCUUCAGAGGAGGACUCUUCGGACUAUGACUAUACUUAGAGGGCAUAGCCAGAGAAGCAUCUCACCUGGCCUCUUCUUUCAUGUCCCGAAAUGUGCCAAUAUGCUACUACACUUUACACUUUUUGUCUUGAUGUGAUGAUGGCUUCCUCCUCCUUCCUCACUCUUCUCUCUCUCUCUCUCUUUGUGUCAAGGUAUCACCUCAAAAGGAAAGAUGCACACACUAUAGGUCGGUGGUUCCCCCAAACUGUGUCCUUUUAAGGGAUUUCCAACUUCAGCUCCCAGAAUCCCAGACUCUUGGCCCAACAUCUCUUAAAGGUCACCGUUUGGGGUACUGUAAUACUAUAUAUAUUUAGUGAUUCCCCAAACUAUGUCCUUUUAAGGGAUUGGGAAUAGUUUGGGGUACUAUAAUACUAUAGUACCCCAAACUAUUCCCUUUAAGAGAUGUUGGACUUCAGCUCCCAGAAUCCCAAACUCUUGGCCCAACAUGACUGAGGCUUCUGGGAGCUGAAGUCCAACAGCUCUGAAAGGGCACAGUUUGGGGUACUAUAAUACUAUGUAUAUUAGUGGUCCGCAAACUGUGUCCUUUUAAGGGGAUUUGGGACUUGAUCUCCCAGAAUCCCAUACUCUUGGCCAA